AUGGGGGGGGCCCUCUCCUCCUGGUUCCCCCGCCUCUUUGGGGGGCGGGAGGUCCGCGUGCUUAUACUGGGCCUCGACAACGCCGGCAAGACCACCAUCCUCUUAAUCUCUACUUUGUCGCUGCUGCCUGCAUGCGUUUCGCUGCUGCUGCUGCUGCUGCUUCCUGGCCAGCAGCAGCAACGCCUGUAUGAUGAACCCCUUCCACAGCAGCACGGAGCGCAGCAGCAAGAUAACAGCGACCGCAGCCGCAGCAGCAGCAGCACCAGCGGCAGCAGCAACAACAACAGCAGCAGCAGAAGCAGCAGCAGCAGCAGAAGUAGCAGCAGCAGCAGAAACAACCGCGUUGCUGCUGCUAUCACUUUGUGUGCAGAUCGCCUACACCUAAACGAAGUCAUACAAACCGUACCCAGUGAGUGCAGCAGCAGCAGCAGCAGCAGCAGUAGCAGCAGGAGUAGCAGCAGCAGCAGCAGCAGCUGCAGCAGCAGAGCAGACACAGCAGCAGCAACAACAACAGCAGAAGCAGCACCAGCACGAGCACCAGCAGCACGGGCAGCCACAGCAGCAGCAGCAGCAACAGCAGCAGCAGCAUCAGCAGCAGCAAAAGCAACAACAACAACAGCAGCAGCAGUAACAGCAGCAACAGCAGCAGCAGCAGCAGCAGCAGCAGCAGCAGCAAACUUUUUUUUUUGUUUUUUUUUUGUGCAGCAAUUGGAUUCAACGUGGAGACAGUGA
This is a messenger RNA of Eimeria mitis, 732 nucleotides long. RefSeq names its product ADP-ribosylation factor domain-containing protein, putative. The transcript is spliced from 2 exons. Gene Ontology annotation, molecular function: GTP binding; ice binding; GTPase activity. The record is from RefSeq and is a predicted model, not a curated record. Lineage: Eukaryota; Apicomplexa; Conoidasida; Eucoccidiorida; Eimeriidae. The coding region runs from base 1 to 732 and encodes 243 amino acids.